AAUACUUGCUUUGAGUAUUGGGCUGUAGAGGCACUGCUGUGCCCCCCUUAGCUUCCUCCUGGGCGCGACCACAGUUUGACCCUGGGGCCAUGUCCAAACAUGGGUCUGUCUCGUCCUUUAAGGCAUGGAUGAUGUCAGCGGACGACAGAAGGUCCCUCCCCUCUGAGAUCCUACUUGGAUCGGUGUGAUUUGCUAUCUGAUCUCCUCUCAGUUGGCCGGGAAGGGUAUGGGAUGAGACACAGGCUUGUGUUCCUCUCGGGGAUAUAUUAAUAAACCAAAACAGAUCCUCUGUUUUCCUGGAGACGAUCUGCCAGGGGAUAUGAGAAAAGAGGAGGGCGACUCUCUUCAUUCGCGCUAUUUGCUCAGACGUUGCUGGACCAGAAAAAGAAGAUCCACAUGAGGCAGCUGCACUUUGACUGACAAUGGAUAGCAAAGAGGCCCCAAGCCAGCUGAAACCUACUUGGGGGAUUUUACAGGAGGCCAGUGUUGGGACUGAAGGGAAUCGCAUGCAGGAGGCUGAUUUACAGUUUAAGGACCAGAUGGAGGAAUCUGGGACUGAUACCAAGUCUUACUCUGAGGGCAUCAUGCUGCAGUUCGGAGAGAGCAUGGACUGGGCAGGAGUCCAGCUAGAAGGUGCAGCAGAAGAUCCCAGAGGGUCCCUGGAAGGCCUGAGUGUCCAGUUUGAAGAAUGCCUGCAUGAGCUGGGGGCAUUGCUACUGGGGCAGAGUGGAGGCAUGGACAGCCAAAUCGAGGGGUGCCUGGGAGAGAUUAGCACGCAGCUGGAGGAGUGCACACGAGAGUUGGUGGCACAACUCGAGGACUCGGCGGAACGGGAUAGUUCCAGGGGCGACUCCACGACACGGCCAAGCGACGAGGCAGUCCUGGGGGAAUUGGGUCUCCGGUUCGAGGCGUGCAUCGCACAAGUGGGUGCCCUCGAGCGGCACCGGGACCAGCUGGUGGCCGAGCUGCUGGCGCUGGAGGAGCCAAUGGCACGGGAAGCCCAGGAGCUGAGGGCGGAGCUGGCGAAGGUGUGGCGGCAGCUCGCCCAAUCAGAGUUGGAAAGGCGGAGCCUGCGAGGAGAAGUGCUGGGUGUCCGCAAGCGCCUCUUUGCCGUCGUGAGGGAGUGCACCCAGAGUCGGAUCUUCCUGGACACGUUGCAGCGUGACGUCAAGGAGUCAGUCAUCACGCAGGAGAAGCUCCAAGCCGAACUUCUGCGUCUCACUGAGGAGGCGGCCCGACUGCAGCUGGACCAGCAGAACCACCUCAACGACCUGCAGAGCCAGCUGAGCGGUGCGGAGCCGCCCCCCGCGGCCGGCGAGCUGUCCCAGUGUCGCGAGGCAUCCCGCGCCAUCCAGCAGCAGCUGCAGAGCGGGGUGCAGGCCCUGCAGGAGCUCUACGAGCCCAGGCUCCAGGCCCUGCUGGCACGGAGGCAAGCGAGCGCCGAGGCCACCAGGAGGUGCCGGGAGGAGUCCCGGGAGCUACGGGCACAGCUGAGUCCCCUCAGAGAGGAGGCGCAGAGGCUGGCCCUUCAGAAAGCCUACUUGGAGGAGCGACUGGCGCUGAUGCAGCAGGAGCGGGAGGAGAACCUUAGCCAGCACCGGGAGGCGCUGGAUGCCCUCGAAGAGAACAGGCGGCACCUGAAAACAGAGACUGAAAUUCAGCAAAAGAAAAAUCAGGAUAUAGAGAAUGUGAAGAGAGGCCUUGAGGAGGAGCUGAGAACCUACAGGUACAGCGAUGAAGUCCGAAAAACAGCAGGACCUGCCAUGAAGGAAGAAACAUGACUUCUGGGACAACUGUUACGCCACCAGAAACGAAUGCCAAGAGAACAAACAAGUUUUUUUUUUUCCUGUUGAACCUUUGUGUGCCUUUAAUAAUCAAAUAAUAUCUUCACCCAAUGGGGUCACUUUCUAAAUCGGCUAAAGGUGUUAGUGCUUUUCUAAUUGAGUGAAUCUAAUCCAAAACUUUUCCAUCCCUUAUGUUGAAUGUCACGCAUGUUUUUGCCCACAAGAUGUAGGUGUAGACCACAACAGCAGCUCAGAUCUUAAGUCCUAAGCGACGGCUAUUAAACACAGUUCCAGUUU
Paramormyrops kingsleyae is the source of this 2081-nucleotide messenger RNA. It is a transcript of the gene sync, whose product is annotated as syncoilin, intermediate filament protein. NCBI's taxonomy places the organism in Eukaryota, Metazoa, Chordata, Actinopteri, Osteoglossiformes, Mormyridae. Gene Ontology annotation, cellular component: intermediate filament. The record is from RefSeq and is a predicted model, not a curated record.